Messenger RNA from Nicotiana tabacum (common tobacco), 2694 nucleotides. The record is from RefSeq and is a predicted model, not a curated record. Lineage: Eukaryota; Viridiplantae; Streptophyta; Magnoliopsida; Solanales; Solanaceae.
CUCAAGAAAACGAAAAAGACAAUAUAUCAGUAUCAUCAACAGAAACCAACCAUCGAAAUAAUAACAGCAAUAUAAGAACCAGAAAAUAGUUAAAACGCAAUAACAAUAACCAUUAAAUAAGGUGUUGGAAUCUCAGUUGCUCUCAUAUUCUGGUGUGAUUUCCGGUUAAAAGCCUUUUCUGGAAGCAUUAUGUUGAGUCACUCCAAGAGUAGAAUCAGCAGCUCAUCUCACGUUUUAGGAUGAUCCCGAGAAUCAAUCCCAAUCGAAUCUAUGCAGCUACUUGUUUCAUGGGUCGUGAUCCCGCGAGAGUGAGCUAACUCCAAAAAACCCGUCCACAGUUCGGAUUUCAGGCUGCAACUCGCCUGCAUGAAGCCUGAAUUUUGGAUUUUGCGACUGAAAAUCAAACCGAAGUCAAUUCAUUCAACAAUGCCCCCUCGGGACAUUAUGUAUUGGAUUUUGCCAACACCCUUUUCUGUCUUGCAUUUCACCAUGGCACUUCUAUCUUUCUUUCUAUUUCAAAGCUUGUGCUUUGGUUUAGAUCACUGCUCCUUGUCAAAGCUUAGUUAUCCGUGAAUGAGAACUCGUUUUGCUUGUUGGUGGUAGGAAUUUCUCGAACGAACUGCACUCUUUCGUAUACGUCAGGAGUCCAUUGAUGAGAAGGGGCUGGGGAUGGUUUAUGAUUGAAUCUCAGAGGCAUUCUUAUCAUUUGGUAGAUCCAAGUCCAUAGCCUAUUUCGUUUCUGUCCAAUCGCUACAUAGACACAAUACAAUGUCUCACUCUCAGAGGUGGCCCUCCCAGGCAGGAGAAGGGCUUAUACUGCUCGCAUGCUGUCGAGUUGUGACGAAGGGGGGACGGGGAAAGCUACAGGCCCAAAACCUUCGACCCUUCUUUCUAAAUGGAGGUGCCCGAGUGAACGACACACUUUAAUCAUCUAUGAUGAUCCCUCCAAACAAGCACAAGCUUAUCGCUUGGAAGCUCGAAACGAGCGGUCAAAGGAAUUGAUCCGUUUAGUUCUGUUCUUCUCCUAGUUUUAUAGCACACCCAUGUUGAGGUCCGUCAAGUCCUCUAGCCUAGAGUAGUCAAAAUUUCCUCUGAUAUUGAGUCUUCGAGAGCCAGACUGGAAAUGAUAAUCCCUACGGAAAGAUAGUUGGCUGCCAUCUUAGACACCGUCUUAUUGGCCCAUGGAAAUUAUCGAAACCGCGUUCCGGGAGAAUCUAGUCAUUUAGUCGGUCCAUAACUAUCUCUGAGAAAGCUCCGGAGAUUCUAUGGGAAAUCGAAAACGUCGAAGUAAGUUGUGACUUAUAAAUAGGAAGAUAAGGAGAUAAGGGGCGAAGGAUAUUCAUGAUAUUCGGAAAGAUUUAUGUUCAUUUGCUCUGCUAGCAGAGCGGUAAUAGGAACAAGAGCCAGAUCGAAGACAUUCCUUUCAUUCUUUUAUACCCCUCUGGAGACUGACACUAUGCUUUAUAGAAAGCGAAAUAGUGAUAAGGAGUUGCGGAAAAGUCCCCGAAAAAAGGAAGCGACUUUUCCCGGAAGAGCCCCAUUUUUCACUGGGUCAAAGCCUAAAAUCUGAUGAAUAGAAGGAAAGUAGAUCAGAAAGAUAGGUGAACGACUUGACUAUAGUAUAGGUCGGAUGUUUCCGUGAGCAGUAAACAGCAGAUCUCCCCUUAUUUAGUACAUUAUACAUCUGUCCGCCAGCAGCGGAGGGGGUUCGAUUCCCGCAUAACUUAUUAUGAUAACAUCUUCUGUGCAGUUAUCAAUGAUAUCAGGCAUUGUUAGGUUGAAGGUUGGACGGAUUGUUAUAGUGAUCCUGAUUUUACGCGUAUGAUGCUCCUCGAUACAAAUUUUCUUUUGAGCUAUAUGGAAUCCUUCACACUUUAUCCAAAAGUUAAGGAUUUCUUUGUAAGAAAUUUUGGUUUUGUGAUUAUCAGCCAACAAAAGUUAGGGGCUGAUGGAAAAAAAUAGUACUGAGGAUGAGCAGCCUAUGCAUCUUCUUGAAAUUCUUCGGGAUGUCAUCAUCUCCAAACCAAUUCAAUCAAAAACACUUGAGCAAAAGGAUUUCAAAACGGAAUCGAAGAGUCAUAUCUACCCCUUUCGAUCAGUUAGAGAUCUCAAACAGAAGGGCAUAUAUCCAUGGAAUCAAAUUCAAAUCCUACAAGUUGUUUGGAAAACUCGAUCUUCCAACGGAACAUAUGAACAUCUAUAGCAAGGUAAUCUAUGCAAACAUGAUAGCUUAUGAGAUGAGCCCAAACACGAAUACUCGAUAUGAGGUGACAUCUUAUGUGAAUUUUAUGAAGUCACUGAUAGUAUGUUCAGAGGAUGUCAAAGAACUACGAGAAAAAGGAGUAAUCUGCAACCAUUUGGGAACAGACGAAGAUGCAGCCAAACUGUUCCAAGAUAUUACUACUUAUGACGUGGUCUCUCAUGGCAGUACUCUUGUUGAUGUUAUAAAAGAUAUUCAGAACCACGUUAGCAGCAAAGCUAAAACAUCGAUGGCAGAGUGCUACUGGACUUAUUUUAGCACUCCAUGGUCAAUUAUCGCGUUACUUAUAGCUGGUGCGCUACUUUUCUUAACUAUUAUGCAAUUAUAAUAGGUAUCCUAUGAAUUAAACAGAUGCAGCAAUGUGUAAACACCUAAUUUAUGUUCCUCUUCUUUUUGUCUGGUCAUUCCUAAAUAAAUGUUUUUGUUUCAUUUUA